AUGCACCGAGUCAACCGCCUUCUUGAGGUCAAUUGGCAGUGGCUCUGCGCUGCCCCUGGCGCUCCGGGCUCUCGAAUUGUCGUCCCUUCUGCUGCGUCAAUGAAGGUCCUCUGUUGUGGCGGCGGCUGCUCUGAGCUUCGUGUUGAGUCACCCCUGAGUCUCGGGUCCGUUGCUUCGAACGCCCCGCCCUGGUUCAAAGCUCAAGCAGCCGGUCGGGACGCAGGAGUAUAUAAAGCAGCUGGGCGAAGGAAGCAGCACAGUCUCCAGUCGGCUGACACCAAGAUGAAGGCCCUCAUCCUGCUGACCAUCGUUGCAAUUGCCUCGUGCAACCGCUACAACUCGGGGGGAUCUCCAACCGGCCCCCACGGCCCUGUGCACCGGAGCCUAUGUCGCAACACGCCAGUCAUCGACCAAAUCCAGGACGGUAGCGAAUACCACUACUCCUGGUGUCACGAUAACUACCGUAACUACACCCACGCGGCAGCUAAUAACUACUGCGCUAACUUGGGUCCCGGUUGGCAGGGCGUUAGCAUCGAGAGCAGGCCUGAGGACAACUUCAUCAGCGGUGUUAUUGCUUUACAUAACCUGGCUUACAUCUGGACGAGCGGCGAGAGAGCCUACAGCGGGUGGCGGUGGGCGUCGGGCGCGCCCUUCCUCAACUUGAACUGGUCCGCGACGGGGGCCGAUGGCGUCCGUCAGCCUGACAAUCGCGAGAACAACAACGAAGCCUGUCACGCCGUCCUCAACAACUUCUACAACGAUGGCAUAAGGUGGCAUGACAUCGCCUGCCACCAUGUCAAGCCAAUCAUCUGCGAGAGGAAGCGCGGGUCCGGAUACCACUGAUAAGCGAUAACGGAUUAGGAGGUCGAUUUGUGAGAGAUAAUUUCGCUUUUGCCGGAUUUGCGGUCGUAAUAGGCAUGGGUUUGUUAAUACGUGCAGAUUUAUGUUUAUACUAUAUAUAUGCAUACAUAUGUGCAUAUAUACAUGUAUACAUACAUGAAUACUUACACACAUACAGACAUGAAUAUUUGCACACAUACAUACAUACAUAUAUACAUACACAUAGAUACAUGAAUAUACAGAAGCACAUAUAUACAUAUAUACAUACAUGAAUAUACACAUACAUACAUAUAUACAUACAUACUUAUAUACAUACAGACAUACAUCAUUUCAGUCUUGUUAUAUCAUGAACGUAUAUGGUCAGAUUGCACAUUUUGCAAAUGCAAUUAUCUAUUCUCCUUCAAGGCCUUCCGGUUUCCUGUCCUUUUAAAAAGCCCAAGAGUCACGAGAUGUGUUUGUUUGUUUCUUGUUACUGUGAUUGUUUGUUGAUUUGAUUUGUAAGACAAUUCGAAAAUUAAAACCAUUUGGUAUUUGCAACGA
This is a messenger RNA of Penaeus indicus, 1380 nucleotides long. RefSeq lists its product as uncharacterized. The coding region runs from base 1 to 843 and encodes 280 amino acids. The transcript is spliced from 6 exons. The record is from RefSeq and is a predicted model, not a curated record. Lineage: Eukaryota; Metazoa; Arthropoda; Malacostraca; Decapoda; Penaeidae.